This is a messenger RNA of Durusdinium trenchii, 2611 nucleotides long. The record is from the annotation of a GenBank genome assembly. NCBI's taxonomy places the organism in Eukaryota, Dinophyceae, Suessiales, Symbiodiniaceae.
GAGAACCUGGGCCCUUCACCGGCAGCAUCGAACGAUGUCUGGCCUCGAUGUUUGCUCCAUCGCGGCAUCCCGGACCCACUGCACCACUGGGACAGUGCCUGCGAGGAGCAGGUCUGGAGAGCAAAUGCACUCCCUUCAUGGUUCCCAUGAUGGGCAGCGUGCCAUCCUACGCCUUGCAUGGCCAGGUGGCAGUGGUCACCGGUGGAUCCCGUGGCCUUGGCAAAGGCAUUGCCUUGGAAUUGGCUGCGGCAGGUUGCAUCGUUUAUAUCACUGGUCGAUCAACGUCCUUUCGACAGACAGAGGUCCUGCUUUCGGGAUCUGUAGAUGAGACAGCGGCACAAGCCACGCGGCGCGGGGGCGCAGGCGUCCCGGCCUAUGUGGAUCACACCUUAGACGUUGAUGUGCGGAAGCUGGUGAAAAUCUUAGAGGAGACCCAUGGCCGAGUGGAUUUGCUGGUGAACAAUGCCUUCUUCAUGCCAAAGCCAGAUGCGCUCUUUUUUGCGACUCCUGUUUGGAAGCAACCAUGCAGGCUCUUCGAUGAGCAGUUCUGUAUUGGAGCACGGAAUCACGUGGUGCUGACACUGUCAUGCCGCCAUUUGCUGAGUCGGGCUCGCGGUACCGUCAUCAGUGUCAGCUCGGCCGGCUCACAGGGCAACACCGAUGUUUUUCCAGUCUCCUAUCACGCGAACAAGGCCUGCUACGACCGGAUGAUGCUGGCCCUUAGCACAAAAUUCCCGGACGUGCCUAUGCUGACCCUUUGGCCAGGCUCCGUGGCCACCGAGCGUAUGGUCGUGGGCAAGCGGCGGUUUCAAGGUUGGUUGCAAGAUGCCGAGACGCCCAGCUUCACGGGUCGCGCCGUGCUGCUUUUGUCCAAGCUGAGCUUUGAAGCCAAGCUACGACUCAGUGGCCGGACGGUCACUUCCGCCGAGGUCUUGUACAUGGCUGGUGGAUAUGACGUGGAUGGCUACCGCCGUGGCCUUAGUGGUGUUGAGUUCCCAUCCGAAAGAGUGUAAUCCCCGGCAAAGCUGGGUGGCCAACAUAGGCAUCUCUGCUGUGGCGUGUUUCGCUGGUUCAACUAAAGCACUGGACUUUCCUUGAACAUGGAGAGGUUCAGAGAGAUUCAUUCUUGCUAUAUAGGGGCUGUUGGCUGUCAUUGUCAGAAGUUGUCAUUCUUUGCACACUAGCAUUCUCCCCAACUAUAUAAUCACUGCAAUCCCGCCCUUUAGUGAGCAUACCUUAGCCUUUGGAAGGCCAAUCAACUGGAUUUCCACUUCCGUCGCUGUCCUAAAAUUGAUCUGCUAUGAGGAUUGUCAAUGACAGCUGUUCUUUGUGAACCAAGUACUACCCUCGAGUACUAACCGUGAAUGGGACAUUAGUGGGACUCGGUGGUGUUUGUGUUUGUUGUUCUAGUGUGACACAGAUUCAAACAUAUUCAAACCAUUGACCCCUCCAAACUCCGGCUGUGGCCACUUUGAGCAUCCGUAGGGGAUUAUAUAGUAUCCUCCGGCAAACUUCUGAAGACAACUCCAGGGUCAGAAUCGUCCAACAAAUUCCAACAGAGGUACAUGAUUCCUGUCGUGGUUUGCCAGGUGUUGGACAACAAAUGCGUUGUUUGUUUCUUUCCCCUUUCCUUCACUGCUUUGUUCACUGCCAUUCAAGAAUUAGUUGCACCUCGGAUGUUUGACCUACACACAUACAUGUGAGGACCAAUGCCAGGAUUUCACCGAUGUGUGCGGCAAUCAGGACAUGAUCUGCCGCGUGAAACGAUGUUUGCCACCGCACAGAGCUUCCUGCAGGUGGAGCCAAGUGGGCGCCAGUGGAAGGGUUGGAUGUUGCUCUUGGAUGGGAUACACACUCCUGGAGUUUCUUAUCCAUUGGCUGGCUUGCUAUUGAGCCCAAAAUGUUGAGCUCGCGGCCGGACCCUCAUUUGUGCAGCGGUGUUUUAGGGAUGAUAUGGGAUUAUAUUUUAGGAGCUUGUUGGGUGUGAACCCUGCAUCGUACGGAAGCGUGACCCACUGCUGCAUGUCUGUGAAGAUAUGACCUAUCGGCCAGCAGUUACCCCGAAUUUUGGAGCUUAGAUUGCAGCAGUUUUGCCGUGAAACCUGCCAAAUUUGGACGACGGAUCUUUUUGGCUGAGGGCUACGUUGCGGCUAGAUUGGUUUGGCGGGAGGAUCAAUGCAAUCAAUGCUGUUUAUUCACUUUGGUUUGAGUUUACUUAUUCCUUGUUAUCUACUAAACCUGUGUGUGUGACUUGUUUUGGUCGCCCCAAGGAAGUUUUGAUAAUCUGGCCGAUCAACGUAGACCAAUCAAAGAACUUGGAGGUGGAUGAUAGAUAUCCCCAGUUCUACAUGCCGAGCAUUCCACUUCCGGCCCUUCUCCAGGCACCUGCAAAGACUCGCGUGACCGUAUGAGACACGGUCUAUGGAUGUCUAUGGCGGAAGCCGACGUUUUGCUCGCGGUCCUCAUUGUCCCCAGGACGGUGCCAACCUAUUUGUAGCUUAUCAGCCAUGGAGCACACACCAGAUGGCCCACCUCCUGCUCCCAGCACCUCCUGAAGUGUUCAAGAAAUCCAUCCAAAAAGCUGGUGACACCUUUGACGACUGCUGGACAC